Molecule: messenger RNA, 1755 nt
Organism: Lachancea sp. 'fantastica'
Lineage: Eukaryota; Fungi; Ascomycota; Saccharomycetes; Saccharomycetales; Saccharomycetaceae
Source: the annotation of a GenBank genome assembly
AUGGCUGACACGCUCAAAAAGGAUAGCACGCUUGCCCGUGUGGAGAGCUAUGAGCUUUCCGGGUCAGUCCGGGAUAUCACCAAUUACCCAACUCAACAUUCCGAUGACACAGAGACAGACACUGAAAAGGCCACCAACAAAGCAGCAUUGGGUGGAGCUGAUGAAGGUACACCAGAAGCAGCAGCGGCAGCUGCCGCUGCUGCUGGUGUGCCACGCGACGUUCAGCGGGCUCUACAGCCUCGUCAUGUUUCCAUGAUUGCCCUAGGAGGUACUAUUGGAACCGGGCUGUUCAUAGGUAUCGCUACUCCUCUGACCAAUGCCGGACCCGUCGGCGCUUUGAUCUCCUACAUUUUCAUGGGAACGCUGGCGUACUCAGUGACACAGUCGCUCGGGGAAAUGGCCACUUUCAUCCCGGUGACAUCGUCUUUCACGGUCUUCACGCGUCGGUUCAUUUCCCCCGCGUUCGGAGCCGCCAACGGCUACAUGUACUGUUUCUCGUGGUGUAUCACUUUUGCGCUGGAACUCUCGGUGGUGGGCCAGAUCAUCGAGUACUGGACAUAUGCGGUUCCUAACGCCGCGUGGAUCAUCAUCUUUUGGCUUCCGCUCACACUGUCCAACCUGGUCCCCGUCAAGUUCUACGGAGAGUUCCAGUUCUGGAUCUCGCUGGUGAAAGUACUGGCCAUUGUAGGGUUUCUGAUCUACUGUCUAUGCAUGGUGUGCGGUGCGGGCGUUACUGGGCCCGUCGGGUUUCGGUAUUGGCGGAACCCGGGACCCUGGGGUGACGGAAUUGUGGCCAAGAGUCUGCCUAAGGGCCGAUUCCUCGGCUGGGUGUCUUCGCUGAUUAACGCUGCAUUCACAUAUCAAGGAACGGAGCUGGUCGGAAUUAGCGCCGGAGAAUCGCGGAACCCGCGCAGAACCGUACCAAAGGCCAUCAACAAGGUUUUUGUGCGGAUCCUGCUGUUUUACGUUGGAUCUCUGUUCUUUAUUGGCCUACUGGUCCCUUACAACGACUCCAAACUGACUCCGGACCCUAACGCUCCAACGGCAUAUGUGGCUAGUUCGCCCUUCAUCAUCGCUAUCGAGAACUCCGGAACCAAGAUCCUGCCCGAUAUCUUCAACGCCGUGGUGCUGAUCACCAUUAUCUCUGCGGCCAAUUCUAACGUAUACAUCGGAUCGCGUGUGUUACUGGGGCUGGCCAAAGAACGUCUUGCGCCCCGGUUUUUAAUGCGUGUCAACCGUUUCGGAGUUCCGGACUUGUGCGUCGGCGUAAUUUCGGUGUUCGGCUUUCUCGGAUACCUCAGUGUAUCUAACGGGUCGCAAACCGCAUUUGAUUGGCUAUUGAAUAUCACGGCUAUUGCCGGAUUCUUUGCCUGGCUAUUUAUCUCGCUGUGUCACAUCCGCUUCAUGCAGGCGCUUAAACUACAGGGCAUAUCUCGGGACGACCUACCGUUUAAGGCCAAAUUCAUGCCCUAUGGCGCGUACUACGCGGCUUUCUUUGUCAUUCUGAUCAUUUUCAUUCAGGGAUUCACCGCGUUUGCGCCACACUUCAACGUGUCGGACUUUUUUGCCGCGUACGUCAGUUUGAUUCUGUUUGUGAUUGUGUGGAUCAUCUUCCAGUGCAUUUACCGGUGUCGUUUUAUCUGCCGUCUUGAAGACGUGGAUAUUGACUCUGAUCGUCGCGAUAUAGACGCGAUGGAAUGGGACGACGAAGAACCGACCACACUGUGGGGUAAGUUCUGGGCCGCUAUGGCAUAG